UUGUUAGCGUUCUUUAAUGUUGCAAUUCGUUGUGGUGAGGGAAAUACUAUAGCCCCAAUCUGAAUCCCUGUGUGAUCAGAGAUGGAAGGGGGACACUAAGGGGUGAGGAUACAAUGUAUCCAGCUGCUCAGAGCGGAAAGAACUUUCUGUCGAGCUGGAAAUGCAUGAUCCGAUAGCUGGGGCGUCUGACCCUGAGCGCCCCCCUGAUCACUGAGGGCUAUCUCAGGACCCCUUCCUUUGCCUGAGUCUGUGCCGCAGCACCACCUCGCUCGCCAGGCAGGGAGACCAUUCCCUAUCUAGGUGGCAUGAGGUGCCCCCCACACCAUGAGAGAUAGAGGCUCCGGUGGCACAUGCUGUGAGAGUUUCCCGCCGGACCCCGCACCGCAGCCUCUCCCCGGCAGGCAGCACAGGACUCGGGGAGAGCCUCCGACACGCUGCCCGGGCCCCCAGCUGGCCACGGCGGACAGCAGCAGCUCUGGGAGCGGGCAGCGCAGAGCAAAGCACCGCAGCGGGCACAGGAAUAGCUACGUGGAGAGUCUAAUGGAUGAAGAUGACAAGGACAGAGCAAAGAGGGAUUCACGUAACAGGUCUGAGAAAAAAAGACGAGAUCAGUUCAACGUGCUUAUCAAAGAGCUCAGUGCUAUGGUUCCUGGAAACACACGCAAAAUGGAUAAAACCGCAGUACUGGCAAAAGUUAUUGGCUUUCUACAAAAACAUAAUGAAAUUGCGUCUGAGACAGAGCUCUGUGAUAUUCAACAAGACUGGAAACCAUCGUUCCUUAGCAAUGAGGAAUUUACCCAGCUCAUGUUAGAGGCACUAGAUGGCUUCAUUAUAGCUCUUACAACAGAUGGAAAUAUCAUAUAUGUUUCUGAUAGUGUAACUCCACUGCUUGGUCAUUUGCCAUCUGACAUCUUGGAUCAAAAUUUGCUGAAUUUUUUACCAGAACAAGAGCAUUCAGAUGUCUAUAAAAUCUUAUCUAAAUGUAUGCGUGCAACAGAUUCCAUGUCGCUCACAGAUUUUAAUUCUGACACUGGUGUGGAGUUUUGCUGUCAUCUCUUACGCGGCACUUUAAACCCCAAGGAGUACACUACAUAUGAAUAUAUUAAGUUUGUAGGAAACUUUCGGUCAUGCAACAAUGUGCCUAACACUUCAUGCAACGGCUUUGAAGGAGCUGUUUCAAGAACAUACCGAUCGCUGCCUGGAAAGCAAAUGUGCUUGGUUGCAACUGUCCGACUUGCAACUCCUCAGUUUCUAAAGGAAAUGUGCAUUGUUGAGGAGUCCUUUGAGGAAUUCACGUCAAGACACAGUCUAGAAUGGAAGUUUCUAUUUCUAGAUCACAGAGCACCUCCAAUCAUUGGAUAUUUGCCUUUUGAAGUGCUUGGUACAUCUGGUUACGAUUAUUACCAUGUAGAUGACCUUGAAAUAUUGGCCAGGUGCCAUGAACACUUAAUGCAAUUUGGAAAGGGAAAGUCUUGCUGCUAUCGGUUUCUCACCAAAGGUCAACAAUGGAUAUGGCUUCAAACACAUUACUAUAUCACGUAUCAUCAAUGGAACUCCAAGCCUGAAUUUAUUGUAUGCACACACACUGUCGUGAGUUACGCUGAUGUACGGUUGAAAAGAAGAAAACAACUGAGUUUAGAAGAUGCGUCAAAUGCAGUCAUUGUCUCUCCGGCAGUAAAGGACAAGAACUUGAGUUUGGAUACUGAUGAACACUUUAAUGUACUAGAUGUUAGUGCUUCACUUCUUAAUUCUAGCCGCACACCAUCGAUAUCUUCAAGGAGUUCCCACAAAUCAUCACAAACCCCAAUGUCAGAGCCUGUAUCUACUGCCACGACGUUGAUUAGCGAUUCCUCCAAUGUUCAGGCCUUGCAAAGAAUAGCAAUCAUGCAACACGACUUAUCACUGAAAAGAAUGAGUCAGCCUGCCUCAAUCCAGGAGUCAGUGCCUACCCAACCGUGUGAUAUAAUUCAACAACCUUUGGUACAGCAAAUUAAUCUGCAGAAUCCAUCCACUCCUACAGCCCAGGUUUCAGUUCAGUUUGACAUGUUCCAGACUAUUAAGAGCCAGCUAGAGCAGAGAACGCAGAUUCUCCAGGCCAAUAUAAGGUGGCAACAGGAAGAACUCUACAAAAUCCAAGAACAAUUGAACAUGGUUCAGGACUCCAACUUACAGUUAUUUUACCAGCCACAAACAAUGUCUGUGAGCUUCAACAACUUGCAGCAAACGGAGCCUCAGCAAGCACAGGUCCAUCUGAUGCCUUCUAAUGGACCUCAAGGACAGAUGUCAUCUUCUCAGAUUCCAAGCCAGCAUCUGGUCCCAUCUCCUCAAAUACAGAGAGACUCAAACGUUAUCGCAAUUAAGGGACAUAAAUCUGUGCCGAGCAUGUCAGGAAUACAAAACAGUGGCCAGCCAUCAAACAGAAACUCUGCCUCUCAGCCCUGUGCAUCAACAAUAUUGUCCCAAGGUUUAAAUACAGCGCCAUCUUCUGGCUCACAUCAUGAUAGCAACCAGUGUCAUCCAGCUCCAGACUUCAGCCAUGACAAGCAAUUAAGAUUGUUGCUCAGUCAGCCUAUCCAGCCAAUGAUGCCAAGCCCUUGUAGCACAAGGCAAUCCACAGACACUGCACAUCAACCCAAAUAUUCCCAAAAUCCUCAAAUAUAUAGAAGUUUAGAGGUACAAACACCUAGCAGUAAUGCCCCUAUUGUAUUUGUGGGAUCAGCAAUUUUACACCCAGGAUUUUCAUCAACGCAUCAAUCGCAGCAACAAAACCUACAGCCUAUGCAAGUACAACAUCAGCAACAACAACACUGCCAGGUCCCAACAUCAAACUCCUUACAAAAUAAUCAACCAGCUUACUCCCAUCAACAUGUAACUUUGGCUUUUCAGCAGAAGCCACCGCUUACUGCAAGGAGAACUAACAGUCUAUCUGGAACAUCAGGAGUGUAAUAGCCUAAUAUAGUUAUAUUUUCACCGUGAACCUCAUUGAUUUGGGGAUUUUGUACAUUUCUGACCAAGUGUUAUCCGCAAUCCUGAAUAAGCUGCUGACAAUGGUGUAUUUGGUAUUGUGAGUCAAGUACUGGCCAACCUUGAUUAAUUCUUUCAUGCUCAAGGUUUUAAUGAGAAUGUUUGCCAAGCCAUCUUUCUUCACCGAGGACAAACUUUUCUUAACACACAAUGAAAAACAAAAACACUUUCAAUAACUGUGUGUGGCUUUUCAGUGUUUGUGAAACCACUGUGGUAAUGAAUGCAUUUUAGACAGGGGUGAGAGGAACAUACAGUACAAAGUAAAUAAAUGCUCCCAUGUUGCUGAAGAACAACGGAUUCUUUCAGAUUGUGCUAUCCGUUCCUGCUAUCUUACCACUGGUGACUUGCGUUUCAGGAUGAAUUGUUCAUAGUGGAGUCAUUGACUUUAUAGUCUUCUGCUCCAUGACAAGCUUUCUCCACAGUGGACUACCAGCAGCCUGCUUCGCUAGUCAGUUUGCCUUCGACACAUCAGCACUCAUUCUAAAGUUUUAAGAUGUUUGUUUUAAAUAUUCAAAAAUAUCUCUUAUUAGUGCUGGUGUGCAGCUGUCUCAUAAAGCAGUAAGAGUGCUGGAAGAAGCUUCUAGUAUGCUUUGUACGAGAGUUUAAUGUACAAUUGUAGUUUGCAUUCUGUUUUUGUUUUGUUUUUUGCUUUGUUUUUUUUUUUAUCACAGUCAGUGCCAUUACGUAUGUGUCCCUUGUGGAUAUAGAGACCUAAUAUCAGACAUUCAGGUCUGGUGACAUUUUACUUGGCUGUAUGUGGAAUAAGGGUUAUUCACUAAGUUAAUUAUAAACCUUAAGAGUAAUAUUAGUUACAGUUUAAAAGUUCCCAAUACUUUAUUUCCAAUUGACAUUAUUACUUUGAAAUUCCACCAGGGAAAACCCACACUGUUCCCUCAGAUGGUUCCCCAAGUUGAAGCAAUUUGGGGGAAGUUAAUAAAAAAAAGUUAAAAUUCUCAGGUUUUUCAUCUCAAUGAAAACGCUGCAAAAUGUGAGACUUCAAAUGGGACUUGUCAAAUAGUCUGUCACCUGUAAGGAUAUUAAUCAAUAUCUUAGAAAAACAAAUCUUCCUAUUUGUUAAUGUGGUAUUAAUUAUGAUAUGCUCAGGAAUUUUUGUUGUCUUGGAAAUUAUGAACUACUUAAACAGAAAGUGGUAACUAAAUGUAUAGGUCGUUUUAAACUCUGUUGAUUAAUGUGUUUGUUCAGUAAAGAGUGAAUUUUGUGAAUUUUGGUGACAUGCCUACCAACGUUCGUAAUGUAUACCAAAAUAGAUUAGGUAGACAAAAACUUCACACCUUUU
Messenger RNA from Pelobates fuscus (common spadefoot toad), 4321 nucleotides. It is a transcript of the gene NPAS2, whose product is annotated as neuronal PAS domain protein 2. The coding region runs from base 325 to 2946 and encodes 873 amino acids. The record is from RefSeq and is a predicted model, not a curated record. Gene Ontology annotation, biological process: regulation of transcription by RNA polymerase II; circadian regulation of gene expression. Gene Ontology annotation, molecular function: DNA-binding transcription factor activity, RNA polymerase II-specific; protein dimerization activity; E-box binding. NCBI's taxonomy places the organism in Eukaryota, Metazoa, Chordata, Amphibia, Anura, Pelobatidae. The transcript has 21 exons. Gene Ontology annotation, cellular component: CLOCK-BMAL transcription complex; nucleus; cytoplasm.